Molecule: messenger RNA, 4113 nt
Organism: Cervus elaphus (red deer)
Lineage: Eukaryota; Metazoa; Chordata; Mammalia; Artiodactyla; Cervidae
Gene: CFAP20DC
Product: CFAP20 domain containing
Exons: 17
Coding region: 383-2704 (773 amino acids)
Source: RefSeq, a predicted model, not a curated record
GGGCGGGACGGCGGCGGGAACGCGCCCGCCUUUCCCGGGCUAGCGGGCGGGCGGUUGUCCGAGGCUCGGCGUCUGUGCGUCCCAUCACGUAGGUUACGCACACACUUCGUCCCGGCUGCCGCCGGGAGCUCCCCCAAGCAGCAGUGCCCUCACAGACCCGGGCUCACUGGAGGCUGCGCCGCGAUGGUUCGGGUCGCGGGUCUGAGGUGGAGCUGACUAAGGGCUGAGAAGAGCCUGGAAGUCGCGACGGAGCACGAAGCUCUUCCUUGGCCGUCGGGCCCCGGGCUUCCCGCCCUCCCGCCGACUUCCAGCCGUCUGUGUCAAGCUAUUUUUCUGGAAGCCCUGAACCCCGUGCCCCUCAAGCCCUGGGCCCCCUGCGGGAAUGUUCAAAAAUGAGUACCAGGGAGGUGCAUUUGUUGAAAUCUUUAGUGCCCAGGGUAAAAAUCCUGGAGCAAAAUGGAAGAUCCUCGGCAGUCCAUCUGUGAUUUGGAAAGAAUUUGAUAAAGAAGUUAAAAGUUUUGUGUUUGUACUGGAAGGCAGCAGCCAAACGAAUAAAAUACAGUUACCAAAGGAGAAUAAGCAAAUCCUUGGACUGAUCCAGAGGUUUCUUGUACUUCAGAUUUACAUACCCCUGGGACAAGACUUCUCCACUGAAUUGCUGCACACAGAGGUGUUCAGCAGCUUAUGUCUCUUAGUUGUUGGAUUGCAACCUAACAGAAAAGCUGGAAUUACUGAUUUGAGAAACAUAAAAAGAAGAUUGUAUUUAUCAACCGUCUACAAGGAAUUGUCUUCAACCCCUCUUCAUGCAAAAAUCCCACUCUUCAUGAUCAAGCGCAAAAUUUGGUGCAAUCUAUGCAUUGACUUGGUGGCAUUUACCAAUGAAAUAUUCAAAGGAGCAGUUUUCCAGUCACUGGAUGGAAUUACUGUCUCAGCGAAUUGUAAGCUACGAAAGAUCUUCACUUUAAAAUACAAGCCUCAAGACACUGCUGAUAAAGAUGCUGGACAUGAUGCUCCCUUUCCAACAGAUGAACCUAUAGACAUCAUUCCACGAAGCUGCCAACUAACAACAGAUGUUCCACAAGUGACACAGCUGCUAAACAUGACUAAACUCCGCCAAACUGAAAUAAAAUUUGGGGGUCAUCCUCUGAGUUCAGCAGAAUCAGAUCAGUUCAUUAACAGAGGAGCAGUUAGCACACGCAACAGUAAACAUCAAGAUGUUUGUCAUAUUGCCUUUGGAUCCAAAGUUCUUGGACCACCUCCACUCUCUGGCAGAAGAAAUAACAUGAGGCUAUCCAAUGAGACAAUAAGAUCUGUUGGGUCUAAAAGUAACCGAUCACACCAGCAGUCUACAGUAGAGAAGUGUGUUAACAGUGCAGAAAUGUUAACCUUGCUGUUACCUGAGUCUGAGGCACAAAGAGAUAAAGAAAAUAUCGGCCAAAUAAAGCAGACUGUACCUGUUCUUGCCAGUCUGCAUAUUAUGCAUCCGCAUCCCCCUCAAGAACCGUCAGCCGAUAAGAAUAACAACAGGAGAAGAUUUCGGUUAAAAAGCACCAGCGGAGAAAGGACAGAGACACCCAGCGGCAGUUCUUCAGAAGAUAACAGGAAUGAUGAACAUAAAGCAGCAACUGUCCUCACCACUAUGUCCCAGCAAAGAGCAGAGACAUUGAACCCCCGCUCUCCAGUACCCCAGUCUCCUGAUCAAGCAGAUGAGUGGAUAUUUCCCGAAAAUGGCGAUGACAUGCCCUAUUUGGCCUCUACCACACAGUCUCUACUUCUGGGUGAAGAUUCGUGCCAUACUUCAUGCCUGUGCCUAGAAGCCAGCAAGGAAAGUGAACAUGAUCAUCAGACAGAGGAAACCCAGACUGUUCCAAAGGAUGUUUUCACUUUUUCAUCCAGACCACGAUCAGCACCUCAUGGAAAGACUCAGACUAUGUCCCCAGAAGCGUGCCUGUUUACUUUGGAUCUAAAGGAAGAUACCAGUGUGACAAGGAGUGACACCCAGACAGAGGAAGAUUUUUACGGUGGUGACAGCAGCGAAGAGGAUAACCACAGUGUCCAGGGUUCUCCAGGCCCAACAACUAGUCCUCCAGAGUUAACUCAGUUAACGUUAGAGAGCGUGCUGGGGAAGGCUGCAAACUGUGCAAGUAAAGGAUAUCUUAAAAAUGCAUAUGCAGAAGGAAGAACUUCAGAAAACCAGAAUUCCAUGGCGAAGCUGAUAGAUAUAAAAGACUUUGAAACGAGUUUUGUGCCUACACCAUCCCUUUCUCCACCUGGAAGACAUGAGUACUCUCCGAAAAUUCCAGAUCCUAUUAUUAAAGCAAAGGACCUACCAGCCCAUCAAGUGUCAACUUCAACAAACAAAACCUUCCUAAAGGAAAUUUCAGAGGAGAAGUUGAAACCGAUUGCUGAGUUAUCUGAGUAUGACUGGAGAAACUAUCAGCCCAGUGAGAUUAGUGACUCUGAGUUGCAAAUGCUCGCCAGCCUACGACGGCAACAGAACGAAGAACUGGAGGACACUGGGGCUCUCUAUGGCCUGAGCGCAUCCCAGGUUGACAACUGUAAUGUCAGCAUAAGCACCAGCAGUGACGACACAACCACGUGGAACUCCUGCCUGCCACCUCCUGUCAACCAGGGCCGUCACUAUCAGAAAGAAAUGAACCCACCUUCUCCUUCUAACCCCCGGUCCACCAAGAGAAGCAUGUGAUGGUGCCCUUUGGGACGUGAAAUGGCCACAUUAGCUUCAGUGAAAUAUCUGCAACUACUCCAGAGACCUAAAACCUACGAUUUUUAAAUUAUAUGUACUCAUACCCACAUAUGCAUAUACAGAGUCAACUUUCAGUUAGCUUUACUAAUGUAACAGAAUAACCAGUAUCCCCAAAGUCUUUUAUUUACUUUUAUCCUGGAAAGACUUUUAUUUCUGUACCAUAUUUACCUUCUUAGUUUUAUGUGUUGAUGAGUAAAAUUAAAGAUAGAAUGCAGUCCACAAAGCAAACAAAUUUGUGUUUUGAAAAGUAAUCUCUAGGGUUAAAAUGGCUAAAACACUGCCUAUAUUCAUACAUUGGUUUCCUCUAACUAAAGCGUUCACUUGCACCCAUAGGGCAGUGCUUGACAUUGGAUGCUGUGGGAUACAAUGGUAAUCCUUUCCUGAAAUGUUUACAGUCUAGGGAUUGAAAUACACAUGGUUCACCUCAUCUCUUUGUGUGUUUAGAUUUGCAGAAGUCACUUCCCCUUGCUUUGGUAGGCAUGGGGGGAGUGAUAUUUUCCAUUAUUUCUGCCUAACAUACCAACUGAUACUUAGCAUCUCAGUUGCUGGGGCCCUUGCCUCCUUUGUUCACCCACACUGUCUCUUGGGGCACUGACAGCCUAUAUCACAAGAUGCAGAAAUGGCUAACAUAAGCUAAUACAAUUUACAGGAGUAUUGGGUAGGAGGAAACAAUUUCAUAGUUCAUUCAUGUUCAGAAAUGUUUCCUAGCAUGUAAACUUGCAUGCUGCCAUACUGAGCAAAAUGGAUGCUGUUCACAGUCUUCAGUCAUUUAUUUUAAAAUGCCAUCUAUUGGUUUGUAGGGUUUAGAGCUGUCCCUCGGGCACAUCUAUUUAUGUGUUUAUGUAGAUUCUUCAGAACAACUUGAGAUAUUUUUGUUCAGGAACAGGUUUUAUAAAGUAAGCUGUGAUUACAUUCUGGUUGUCUGUUCAUAUGGAUGGAGUCAAUAACCAGUGUUUCAUUUCAAAUGAUGAUCACAUUUGCUGUUUUUACAAAUCAUAAGAAAAUUGAGGAGGAGGGAAGGCAGUCAAAGACUCUGUAAGGUCUCAAAUGUUUACAGAAAUAAACAAUAUAGAAAAUAAUUCUAGACUGCCCAUAUAGUCAUGAAUGGCAUGGUUUUCUUUCUAAAGUGUUUGCUUUAUGAUUUAGCAUUUAUCCAUAGUUUUCAAAAUGUCAUUGCAGAUUGUGUUAGGGCUUGAAUCCCUUGCAGCCUUGCCACAUGUUUGUGUGAUAUGAAUGUACUUAUAACUAUAAUUAUCUGAUAAAUCCCUGCAGACUUUGACAGAUGAUUAAUAACCACUGACCUUAGUUCAUGCUGGCUCAGCCAGCCUGACUGAGGCGAGCUGGCCUGU